Passer domesticus (house sparrow) is the source of this 3200-nucleotide messenger RNA. RefSeq names its product protein tyrosine phosphatase domain containing 1 (gene PTPDC1). NCBI's taxonomy places the organism in Eukaryota, Metazoa, Chordata, Aves, Passeriformes, Passeridae. Gene Ontology annotation, cellular component: cytoplasm. The coding region runs from base 426 to 2747 and encodes 773 amino acids. Gene Ontology annotation, molecular function: protein tyrosine phosphatase activity; protein tyrosine/serine/threonine phosphatase activity. The transcript has 12 exons. Gene Ontology annotation, biological process: protein dephosphorylation; cilium assembly. The record is from RefSeq and is a predicted model, not a curated record.
UAAAGGGACCUUAAAGUUCAUCCCGUGCCACGUCCUGCCGUGGCCAGGGACACCUUCCACUUUCCCAGGGUGCUCCAAGCCCCAAGUAUUCAACCUGGCCUUGAAUGCUUCCAGGCAUGGGGCUGCCACCCCCUGAAUCAGAACCUCAAAUGCUUUCAGUAUAAUACAUGAUCUGUGUAGUUUUACUUUCACGAAGGCUCACAGCUGUCAGGGAGAGGGAGGUCCAUCAAUGACAGCGGGGUAGCACAAUGGAAACUGAUUUUCCCCUUCUCCGGAGUGUCUGCAUGUUUUGUAGUGGCUGUACCCCACCUCUAAUCAUCAGUCAGUCACCCUGAAAAAUGCAGCUCAGUCAGUCCCGCCUGAGGGACCUCAAUGCAUAGGUAACAGUGGAACCAACAGGAAAAGAGAAACUGUCAGAAGUAGAGAUGAUGAAAGAGGACAGGGAUCACAGAUUCCUGCUGACGGUCUGUCAUUCCCAGGAAGUCUUCACUGUUCUGCUGGGGCUCUGCUCUCACCACCACCCAGGUGCUGCAAUGGCUGCGGGAGUUUUGCUGCAAAAUGAGCAACCAUACUCCUCACUGAUAGAGAGCAGUGUGUAUCUGGCAAAUAUGAGUUCAGGGAGCUCGAGGCGCCCCACAGCCAAGUACACGAAGGUGGGGGAGCGGCUGCGCCACGUCAUCCCCGGGCACAUGCAGUGCUCCAUGGCCUGCGGCGGCCGUGCCUGCAAGUACGAGAACCCCACGCGCUGGGCCGAGCAUGAGCAAGCUAUCAAGGGGCUCUACUCCUCCUGGAUAACAGAUAACAUCCUGGCUAUGGCUCGACCCUCAACAGAAUUAAUUGAAAAGUACAACAUUAUUGAGCAGUUUGAAAGAUGUGGCAUAAAAACCAUAAUUAACCUUCAGCGUCCUGGAGAGCAUGCGAGCUGUGGGAACCCCCUGGAGCAGGAGAGCGGCUUCACCUACCUUCCUGAAGCCUUUAUGGAGGCUGGCAUUUAUUUUUAUAAUUUUGGAUGGAAGGAUUACGGAGUGGCAUCUCUCACGACUAUCCUUGACAUGGUAAAGGUGAUGUCUUUUGCCCUGCAGGAGGGGAGGGUGGCUGUUCACUGCCACGCAGGACUUGGGAGGACAGGUGUUCUAAUAGCUUGCUACUUAGUUUUUGCCACCAGAAUGAGUGCUGACCAAGCAAUUCUGUUUGUCAGAGCCAAAAGGCCCAAUUCCAUCCAGACCCGAGGGCAGCUGCUGUGUGUCAGGGAGUUCUCCCAGUUCCUGGUCCCUCUCCGCAAUGUCUUUGCAUGCUGUGAGCCCAAGGCACAUGCAGUUACCCUGUCCCAGUACCUGACCCGCCAGAGGCACCUGCUCCAUGGCUACGAGAGCAGGCACCUCAAGCAUGUGCCAAAACUCAUCCACCUGGUGUGCAAGCUGCUGCUGGACCUGGCUGAGAACAGACAGGUGGUAGAGGCAGAGCUGCUGGACAUCCCAGACCUCUCAGCUGAGAUUGAGAAGACCGUGUCCCAGCUGGCAUCCACGGAGCUCGAGCGGGAGCUGGCCAGGCACGACAGCGACACGUCGGACUCGUCCAACACCCACUCCUCUGCUCUCGACAGCCAGGACUCACACUCCUCCCUGGGAUACGAAUGUGAUGCUUUCUGUAAAAGAAGGAAUGUCGAAUUCCUUCAGCCUCUUACUCAUCUGAGAAGGCGUCUGAGCUACAGUGAGUCAGACCUAAGGAGAACUGAGUUUCUUUUGGAACAGGAUGACACUGCCUGGACAGUGCCUGCUCAGAUCUUAGUGAACAACAAACCCAAGCAGAACAGUGGGGAGGAAUGUUCUGCCACAGGUGAGGCAAAGCCACAGCUGGAGUUAAACAAAGAAGCAUUAGUGCGUAACACAUGCAUGUUCUGGAGUCAAGGGAGAUUUCGUUUGGAUGGACGAAGGGAUGGCUCCUAUCACAGAAAGAGCUUUGCCAAAGAAGUACAACGCAGCAGGACCUUUUCCUCAGACCUUGCGUCCAUGCACGAUCCCAGGGAACCUGGGAUGCCAAGGCACAGCUUUGCCAACGAGACUGCUCACAGGAAGGACCACAAGACCAAUAUAUAUGGCAGGAGAGUGUAUCUCUCUGAGGACUCUGACUCUUCUUCUUCCUCUUCUAAAGUGAACUUUUCCAUUGGAUAUGAAAGCGAGAGUAGCAGAGAGCUGUCAGAGACAAUUCCACACAUUGUUCUGCAGUCAGAAUUAAGUUUGGAAGCCCGAAGAGUUUUGGCAGCCAAAGCACUUGCAGAUAUAAAUGAAUUUCUGGGAGAGGAUGAAGUGAAGCAGAAGGUAGAAAUGUGGCAGAAAGAACUGAAUUCUCAAGAUGGAGCUUGGGAUAAAAUCUGCACCGAGAGAGAUCCUUUUAUCCUCUGCAGCUUGAUGUGGUCAUGGAUAGAGCAGCUGAAAGAACCUAUUAUAUCCAAAGAUGAUAUUGACAUGCUGGCAAAAAAUUGCACAAAAUCCCAGGAUGCGCUCUACUUGCUGAGAAAGGAGCAGUAUCAGACCAUCCUUUGUAUUUUACACUGUGUGGUGAAACUGCAGGUGCUGCCAGCUGACGUGGAGGAGGCCGUACUUGCUCGUGCUAUUAAAGCUUUCACCAAGACAAGCUUCAAUUCUGAGAAUGGGCCAUAUGUUUACAAUACCUUGAAAACUGUAUUUAAACAAGCACUGGAAGAAAAAAGGAAAAGGAUUAAAGAAGGAACAGAGAAUCUCUCUUGAUUUCUACACAGCUCUGCCGAAGCAUUAGAUGGGCCUACCAAAUUAUUUUGCAUUUUCCAGCUACUGUAUUUUGUGCUACCAGGCAUGAUCUACUUAACUUUAGGUAAUAGAAGUUAUUAACAAAUAAUUUUAAUUUUUUAGAGGGAGUUUUAGUGACAGUUGUUCAGUCUACAUAGUUUUAAAGAACGGCUCCAUGUGACCAUUCUCUGUAGCUUUUUGUUUCAGGUACUGUUCUUUUUUGUGUGAAGGGUUCUCCUGUUCUCAGAUGUGUUUAUUGAUUUGGAAACCUCUGUUAUUGGCAAGAAACAUUAUUGUCAAGUUAUAUGACUGCCAUAAGUUCAGUGCCAUGAUGCCCAAAGGUUUAAUGGAUUAAUAUUUAUGUAUUCCAUAUGUUUACAUUAAUGAUAUUUGAUUUUACUUUGCAGAAAAUAAAUAUUGACUGAACCUGUGAAA